AUGUCAGGGUACAGCUGUCACACUAGUGAGAAGCAGAAAAAAUUGAGCAAGUCUGAGUUUGUGGUCAUCCCUGAGGCAGAAGAUGAAGAACUGGAGUGGAAAUACACCAAGGUACUUGACAGUUUGAAGUUUACAGCCAGUGAGAGUGAGUCAGAGGAUGAGCUUGAACAUGAUGAUGCCACAUUCCAAGUCAUGGGUGUUGGUGAGGCUGAUCUUGGUGCUCAGUUGAUCAACCUUGCCAUUAGUGCUGGUGAUGACCCUCUUGGUGAGACUUGGUUACCUCUGAGAAAAGCAAAGUGUGCUGCCCAAUGA
This is a messenger RNA of Pisolithus orientalis, 312 nucleotides long. RefSeq lists its product as uncharacterized. The transcript is spliced from 2 exons. Lineage: Eukaryota; Fungi; Basidiomycota; Agaricomycetes; Boletales; Pisolithaceae. The record is from RefSeq and is a predicted model, not a curated record. Bases 1 to 312 code for a protein of 103 amino acids.